Galeopterus variegatus (Sunda flying lemur) is the source of this 3610-nucleotide messenger RNA. It is a transcript of the gene TOMM70, whose product is annotated as translocase of outer mitochondrial membrane 70 homolog A (S. cerevisiae). Gene Ontology annotation, molecular function: protein binding. Lineage: Eukaryota; Metazoa; Chordata; Mammalia; Dermoptera; Cynocephalidae. Bases 440 to 2260 code for a protein of 606 amino acids. The record is from RefSeq and is a predicted model, not a curated record. The transcript has 12 exons.
UGCCGCACUCCUCUUUCGCUUCACUAGGCUACAGGACCAUCCGCCCUUCUUUCCUGAAGGUGGAGGGAACGACGUCCGCUACCAGCGGAGGCCGAAGAUCUCAGAAGUGAUUCUCCCAAGGAGCAACGGGGCGAAAGGAAGAAGAAAGGGCUGACCAGGACUCUCACCUCAUCCCCACGGUUUCCCUUAACCCGGAAGUGAUCCUCUGCUCCGUAGGCUGGAGCACUCCCCCUCACCGAGGGGAAAAGGACAGCCAAGUCUGGCCCGGCAUGCCCUGGGCUUCCGGUGACCUCUGGCCCUUUUCUGUCGUCCGCUUUCGCUGCCUAGCGUGCUCGCUCGCUCAUUGCCUGCCUUCUUUUCCUCCGGUCUCCCUUCACACGCAGCCUGGUGACUGUGGCGCCUGCGACCGGUAGGGAGGCUGUGGCGGAGGACACUCGUCAUGGCCGCUUCUAAGCCUGUGGAGGCGGCAGUGGUCGCAGCGGCUGCGCCCGGCUCUGGGAGUGGGGUGGGCGGCGGCGGGACUUCGGGCCCCGGGACGGGCGGUCUGCCGCGAUGGCAGCUGGCACUGGCGGUCGGGGCACCUCUGCUGCUGGGCGCGGGUGCCAUGUACCUGUGGAGCCGGCAGCGGCGGCGCCGGGAGGCCGGAGGCCGGGGUGACGCCAGCGGUCUGAAGCGCAACAGUGAACGGAAGACCCCGGAGGGCAGGGCCAGUCCGGCCCCGGGCAGCGGACACCCCGAAGGUGCUCACCUGGAAAUGAACUCUCUUGAUAGAGCCCAAGCAGCCAAGAACAAAGGCAAUAAAUAUUUUAAAGCAGGAAAAUACGAACAAGCUAUUCAGUGCUAUACUGAGGCUAUUAGUUUGUGCCCUAAUGAGAAGAAUGUCGACCUUUCCACGUUUUAUCAAAACAGAGCUGCUGCCUUUGAACAGUUGCAAAAAUGGAAAGAGGUGGCACAAGAUUGUACAAAGGCUGUUGAACUUAAUCCCAAAUAUGUGAAAGCUCUCUUUAGACGUGCAAAAGCCCAUGAGAAGCUAGACAAUAAGAAGGAAUGUUUAGAAGAUGUCACUGCUGUGUGUAUAUUAGAAGGGUUCCAAAAUCAACAAAGCAUGCUGUUAGCUGAUAAAGUUCUUAAACUUCUUGGGAAAGAGAAAGCCAAAGAAAAAUACAAGAAUCGUGAACCUCUGAUGCCAUCUCCGCAGUUUAUCAAAUCUUACUUCAGCUCUUUCACGGAUGAUAUUAUUUCUCAGCCUAUGCUUAAAGGAGAGAAGUCUGAUGAAGAUAAAGACAAGGAAGGGGAAGCUUUAGAAGUGAAAGAAAAUUCUGGGUAUUUAAAGGCCAAACAGUAUAUGGAAGAAGAAAACUAUGAUAAAAUCAUAAGUGAAUGCUCAAAAGAAAUAGAUGCUCAAGGCAAAUACAUGGCAGAAGCAUUAUUACUACGAGCCACCUUCUACCUGCUUAUAGGCAAUGCCAAUGCCGCCAAACCAGAUUUAGAUAAGGUCAUCAGUUUGAAAGAAGCUAAUGUGAAGCUUCAAGCAAAUGCCCUCAUCAAAAGAGGCAGCAUGUACAUGCAACAGCAGCAGCCUUUGCUGUCUACUCAGGAUUUUAACAUGGCUGCUGACAUUGAUCCUCAGAAUGCAGAUGUUUAUCACCACCGAGGACAGCUGAAAAUACUGCUUGAUCAAGUUGAAGAAGCAGUGGCAGAUUUUGAUGAAUGUAUUAGAUUAAGACCCGAGUCUGCUCUGGCACAAGCUCAGAAAUGUUUUGCAUUGUAUCGCCAGGCAUACACAGGAAACAAUUCUUCACAAAUCCAAGCAGCUAUGAAAGGUUUUGAAGAGGUCAUAAAGAAAUUCCCAAGGUGUGCUGAAGGCUAUGCACUAUAUGCCCAGGCAUUAACAGAUCAACAACAGUUUGGUAAAGCUGAUGAAAUGUAUGAUAAAUGUAUUGAUUUGGAACCAGAUAAUGCCACAACAUACGUUCAUAAAGGUUUACUUCAACUUCAGUGGAAGCAAGAUCUGGACAGAGGUUUGGAGCUUAUCAGCAAGGCUAUUGAAAUUGACAAUAAAUGUGAUUUUGCAUAUGAAACCAUGGGAACUAUUGAAGUGCAAAGAGGAAACAUGGAAAAAGCCAUUGACAUGUUCAACAAAGCUAUCAACCUGGCCAAGUCGGAAAUGGAGAUGGCUCAUCUGUAUUCACUUUGUGAUGCUGCCCAUGCCCAGACAGAAGUUGCAAAGAAAUAUGGAUUAAAACCACCAACAUUAUAAAACGGAGCAAGGAGACUGACCCUCUUUUUAAAAGAAGUUUACCCCCUCUUCAAUUGAACCCUAAAGACACUGUCAUGAACCAUGCUGAAUGGUGGAACUUAGUAUUUCCGUUUGUGGUGUUGUCAGUCCUUACAUCUGUUUCAUGUUUAGGUGUUGUGGGCGUGGCUGUUGGAGGAAGUUUGCAGUCUUGCAGCUUUUAUUCCCUGUGCAACAAAAGCUUAGAUCCUGUUAAAAGGGACAUUGAAAUAAAGUUGCAAAGAGUACAAAUGAUAAUUGGCCAUGCAAAUAAAAACUUUGAUUUGUUGAUUUUUUUUUUUUUUUUAAUGGGGGGCGGGUAGGGUGUUGAUUAUGUUCCGGAUGAUUUUGUCUUUAUCUGUAUGUGUGUAUAAUAUGAGUAUUUUACAGCAUGUUGGUUUUUAAAUUAACAUAGUAAAUACUGUAAAAUAGAUUUCUUCUGUAUUCAGUUAAUCCCUUUCACUUUUUGAAGGAAACAAAAUUUAACUGGGGAUUAAAGUAAAAUUAAAAGACCCUUUAAACCAUUGUCAGCAUACACAAUGCUUCUGAUUCUGCAGAACUUUAGGAACUUAGUGGCAACUGUUAAUCCUUUUUGACCCCCUUCCAUUCCAAUGGAUAAUGUACAUCAUUCUUAAAGUCCACAACAGCUGGCUUCAUAUAGUAAAUUAUGCAGAAGCAAAAUAUUCUGAUUGAUACAUGUGCUGGAAGACAUAUAAUGGUGGAGUGAACCAGGGAAAGAGGUAAGCUGAAGUUGAAUUGUGUUUAUAAUUGUAAUAAGUAGGACUAUUUAAUAGUGUACUUUUUAAAGAAAGUGCAGGUUGCUUAUAUGUAUAAACCAAAUAAAGAUGGAACAAGUGUGAUAUGGAAAUAUUUAGUUUAAAAUUUCUAGUGAAGAAAAUGUGGCUUAAAGCUUCAAAAAGGAUGUAAGUCUUAGAGCCAGAACAUAAUAUUUCCUGAAAUGACAAGAUUAUUGCUUCAGUUACAGCUACAUGUACUUGAGGAAUUUUGAUCCAGUAUUUUUACAGAUGCUGAGGACAUGCAGAGUGCUUUUUAGAGCUGAGUUAACCUUGAUCUCUGAAGACUAACUGCCCAUGUCCAGGUCUUCACUAGGGAUACUGACAGCAGAUAUUUUUGUUGUCAAUUUUAUCUUUAUACCACUCCUUACUUAGAAAUCACUUAAAGGUUUAUUUCCAAUUGUCACUUUUAUAGAUCAUUCUUUUGCUUAUAUGCUGGAUUUUUCUGGAGACAGAUGGGUUGUGUUCUUAAGGGGUCUCGAGAUAUUUGGGAUGGGGAGAGGUUUAUUAAGUCUGAACAUAAUAAAAGAGCAAGCCUUCA